UUAUUACUGAUAAGAGGUUAUAAUAAAGUUUCUAUAACCACAAUUCACGUUUUCUUACCACUCGAGAAAUCCACGAAAUACCAGUGUUUUCAUCAAAAUGUUCAAAGAACGCUUAGAAAAGUUUGAAGAAGAUGGACUAAAUUUAGAAGCUACAGGACGGCCCGAGUGUCAGGAUGUGUCGGGUAAACAGAUUGUCUCUCCAAGCAACUCAUCUACAGAGAAAAGACAGUUAGCCCUUACAAAGAUAUUCGGUGAUGAUUCUCCCUUCUCAUCCGACAAUAUUGAGGACGUCUAUAAGAGGAUGAUGGAUUGUGCACAAUAUUCUCUGGAUUCAAUCAGCACCACCGUCUGUGAUAACACUAUUACAGUUACGGGUCAACCAGAAGAGGAUAAAAACGUCCCAUUCGAUACUAUGACCAUCCCACGUAACAUUUUAGAAAAGUAUGAUAUGGAAAAAGUUGAGGCAUGA
Messenger RNA from Copidosoma floridanum, 469 nucleotides. RefSeq lists its product as uncharacterized. The record is from RefSeq and is a predicted model, not a curated record. Lineage: Eukaryota; Metazoa; Arthropoda; Insecta; Hymenoptera; Encyrtidae.